Symbiodinium natans is the source of this 1043-nucleotide messenger RNA. The record is from the annotation of a GenBank genome assembly. NCBI's taxonomy places the organism in Eukaryota, Dinophyceae, Suessiales, Symbiodiniaceae.
AUGCGCUAUGCGCAGCUCUCUGCCAUGCCAGCCACCGAGUCGCUUUGCAAGUUGGAGACGGUAUCCAAAAGCAUCGCCUCCUGCAUUGAGUGCCCUAUCUGCAUGGAGAUCAUGACAGAGGCUGCCAGUGGCUACUGUGGGCACUGCUUCUGCAUUGGUUGCUUUGGCUGCUCCUUGAGCUCUUCUUUCAGCUGCCCAACCUGUCGUGAGCCGGUGGUCGACCUGGUUCGGCAGUUUACCGUGGAGCAGAUCGCAGCACACAUCCCACUUCUGAAGGAUGCGGCGCUGCAAGUUGGUGUGGCCUCAGCACAGAAGGAGCUUGAGCUCGACUCAACCAGGCGUGGCCUGUCCGAGAUGGAGGUGUACAAAGAGAAGGCGUUGCGCCUGGAAUCCGAGCUCCACGAAGCAAGCCUCCGCUUCGCCCAGCUGCGGGAGCAAUGUGAGGCUGUGGCCGCGCUGCAGAAGCGAACCGAGGAGGAGGUGAAGGAGUUGCAGAAGCAGAAUCUCCAACUGCAUGAUGAGUUGCGGCACUUGCGCGAGGAGUCUGGCAAGUCUGAGGAGGCUCUGCACAGAGCGAAGCUGCUGGAGAAUGCUGUCGUCAACAUGAUGGAGCAGUUGCACAGCAUGCUGAAGGUAGUGGUCGGUCCUGGCUGGCAGGAGCUUUGCGAGCCAAUGUCACAAGAUGAGGCGUGGCAGAAGCUGGGCUUGCCAGCUUCAACCCCGACCUGCUCGAUCGAGUUCGUCGAGUUCGGAAUGGUCCGCGAAUACCUGCAUGUGGGCGAGGAGUGCAUGGGUAAUAUGUCGCUUGGAAUUUCGCAAGACAUGCGUUUCAAAUUGGAGUACUACGGCUCCAAUCAGCAUGUCUUCAACGAAAUCGAGAUUGAAGGCCGAGUGCGGCUAGAAGGCCGCCAGCUCACGUUCCUGGGAGUGCGCUCAGCUUCCGUCCGGCGGUACGAUGGUGAGGGUCUCGAUGCCCUCUCUGAUGAGCGUGUGGCGCUGCCGCCCUUGCAAGGUGUGCUGUGCAGUCGUGGCGAUAGCACCUG